This is a messenger RNA of Mesoplodon densirostris (Blainville's beaked whale), 1469 nucleotides long. RefSeq names its product delta 4-desaturase, sphingolipid 1 (gene DEGS1). Lineage: Eukaryota; Metazoa; Chordata; Mammalia; Artiodactyla; Ziphiidae. The record is from RefSeq and is a predicted model, not a curated record. Gene Ontology annotation, biological process: ceramide biosynthetic process. The coding region runs from base 142 to 1113 and encodes 323 amino acids. The transcript is spliced from 3 exons. Gene Ontology annotation, molecular function: sphingolipid delta-4 desaturase activity. Gene Ontology annotation, cellular component: membrane.
GUCGGCGACUGCUCUACAGCUCCGCAGCAGCCAGCUGACGCCAGUCGCGGAGCCGCCGCCUUCGCUUUCAUCUCUGCCUCCGCCUCGGAGGAUCCCGGCCCGGAGCGAGAGCCGGCAGCUGGCCCGCGAGCCGCCGCCGCCAUGGGGAACCGCGUUUCACGGGAAGACUUCGAGUGGGUCUACACCGACCAGCCUCACGCCAGUCGGCGCCAGGAGAUCCUGGCAAAGUAUCCAGAGAUAAAAUCCUUAAUGAAACCUGAUUCCAACUUGAUAUGGAUUGUAAUUUUGAUGGUUCUCAUUCAGUUUGUUGCAUUUUACUUAGUAAAGGACUUGGACUGGAAAUGGGUCCUAUUUUGGGCAUAUGCCUUUGGCAGCUGCAUUAAUCAUUCAAUGACUCUGGCUAUUCAUGAAGUUUCCCACAAUAGUGCCUUUGGCCAAUGCAAACCUAUGCGGAAUCGUUGGUUUGGAAUAUUUGCUAAUCUCCCUAUUGGUGUUCCAUAUUCAGUUUCCUUUAAGAGGUAUCACAUGGAUCAUCAUCGAUACCUCGGAGGUGAUGGCAUCGAUGUGGAUAUUCCAACUGAUUUUGAAGGCUGGUUCUUCUGUACCACUUUCAGAAAGUUUAUAUGGGUUAUUCUUCAACCUCUCUUUUAUGCUUUUCGACCUCUGUUCAUCAACCCCAAACCAAUUUCUUAUCUGGAAAUCAUCAAUACUGUGAUCCAGAUCACUUUUGACGUUGCGAUUUACUACGUUUUGGGAAUUAAAUCUUUAGUCUACAUGUUGGCAGCAUCCUUACUUGGCCUAGGUUUGCACCCAAUCUCUGGACAUUUUAUAGCUGAACAUUACAUGUUCUUAAAAGGACAUGAAACUUACUCAUACUAUGGGCCUCUGAAUUUACUCACCUUCAAUGUGGGUUACCAUAAUGAACACCAUGACUUCCCCAACAUUCCCGGAAAAAGCCUUCCCCUGGUGAGGAAGAUAGCAGCUGAGUACUAUGACAGCCUCCCCCACUACAAUUCCUGGAUAAAAGUACUGUAUGAUUUUGUGAUGGAUGAUACAAUAAGUCCCUAUUCGAGGGUGAAGAGGCAUCAAAAAGGCAGCGUGGUUCUGGAGUAAAUGUCAUUAAGGCCAACGGAAUUCCUCUCUGAAACUCCAGAACAGCUGAGAAAGUGGAAUUUUUGCAUUACUAAAAAGACCAGCGAUGUUUAGAAGCUGCCCUCCUACAAAGUCUGAUCUUCAUGGUAUCAAGAAGCUAAUCUGGCUGUAAACAGUCAGCCUAUCUGUGCAGUUUUACUGACAGGAAACUUGUUCAUUGUAUUACCACCGUGGUGGAUGUUUUCACUUAGGUCUGACACUUUGUAAGCGUAUCAUAAAAAAAUAGCUUUUCAAAAGCUAUUUCUAGUAUGUUGUUUUCACUAUAAGGAUUUACUUUAUUAAAGCACCUAAUAAACUGAGCUGUUCAUCACAAUAAA